Messenger RNA from Nomascus leucogenys (northern white-cheeked gibbon), 1694 nucleotides. RefSeq lists its product as uncharacterized. Bases 439 to 1137 code for a protein of 232 amino acids. The record is from RefSeq and is a predicted model, not a curated record. Lineage: Eukaryota; Metazoa; Chordata; Mammalia; Primates; Hylobatidae. The transcript is spliced from 2 exons.
CAGUGAAGAGGGAGGCAGGGCCAUAUCAUGAUAAAGUGCUUGGGGAAUCUUUUCUGCAGGGGUCUGUUGAACAGCUUUCAAGUGCAGAUGGGUCAGCGAGCCCCUCAGACACUGGAUUGAUGACAGCUGUUGUUCCCCCCACCCCCCACCCCCAAUCUCAAAGCAUUGCUAUGGGUCGAUGCCAUACUUGUUUACUCAGGAAUAAACAAUGAAAGGAACUUUGUUAGGACCAAAUCCUUCCUUCAGCUCUGAUGUUGCAUGAUCGGGGUGAAGUUUCCAUCAAAUGCGGGCACCUCAACAGGUAGCAUUUUGUAAAUGCCUCCUCCGACCUACCCUCCUGCUUCUCCCUCACAAGAUUCUUCAUUUUCGGUUUGAGAAGACGUUGGGGAUCCUGGGAGAGGGUCCAGUGUCGUCAGGGCAGUUGCAAUUGUUUAUGCGAUGAGCACAGUCACAGCGCUUGCAGAACAAAAGCAUCGAAGAGAGGCGAGCGCCGGUCCACCUCCUGCAAUCACAGGCAUCAUUUCAGUGGAAGGCAAAGAAGGUGUAAGCUACAAGCAGAGGCAGCAAACGCCCUGGUUCCUGCGUUGCUGCUGCUACUAUUACUGCUGUGGCUGCGCCUCCUCCAACACAGCCAACCAGGCUGCGUGCGAGCCAGGGCAGACGCCUGGCCACCUCCCCACUCUUUCUUCCAGCCAUCCAUCUAUCCUAACACCCCAGAUCCAGGGGGCCCUACUGUGUGCCGGACUCAGGGCCGGGCACGCAACCCGACCCACAGUCUACGGAGUUCGAGAGCCUUCCCUCUUCCCCCCGCCCCGGGUGGGUGCGGCCAGUGGGGGAUUUCACUGCCGAAAGGUCCAGAAAACCCAAGCCCAGAAUCCGGGCGAGAGGCGCAGCCGGAGGCGGCCCGACCUGGGCGGCCCGGGAGCGCGCGCCUCCGAGACCGCGCAGGGUCGCCCUGUCUGGCGCUCAGGUGGCUCCUCCGUCCACUCAGCAGCUCCCCUCCCCGGGCCCUCCCCUCUCCAGCGAGGGUCGAGUUUGACUGUGGCGCGCGGGGAAGGAGGGGCUACUAGGGAUUUGAAAGUGCACGGGCUGCGGAGUGGAGCUCGCAUCUGUUCCCGCCGCCCGCGAGCGGAUUAAAUUUCUGCAAAUUCAAACUGAAUGGGGCUUUCUUCUGCUGCCUUCCAGAGGGCGCCUGCAGCCCGCCGCGCUCUUCUCUCCGGCGGGAGCGGCCGCCCAGCGCACGGCUAGGAGCGAUCGCUGGAGCCGGACCCAAGCCCGUGCGGGCCAGACGGCGGCGGCGAGGCGGAGGCUGCGGAGGCGCCCGGGAUCCCGGACCCAGGCACCCAGGCACCCGGACCCCGGGACCCAGGCACCGCCGGACCGCGCCCCACCCCGCACGCCCGAGCGGGGCGACUGUCAUUAGCUUCCUGGACGGGACCCGGGGCGGGAUCCUGGUGUCCUGAAAGGGGCCCGGGCGACCCUCCGAGGAAGAACUUUUGGGGGCGGGGUCCCUGGUACCGCGUCCCCUGGGCGGCCGCUAUUGUCUGCGCGCCUCGCUUGGCGGCGCGGGGGGCGUGAUCGCGGCGGCCCCGGGCGCUGGGUGCGGAGACCCGGGCGGGGCGGGGCUGGGCCCAGGGCGGCGGCGGGAGAAGCCGAAGGAGCCGGGGAAGCCGAGGAGCCUGGAGAGGAGGAGC